AUGAAUCCUCACAAGGCUCCAAUGACCCCUCACGACACACCAAGCAACCCUCCCGACUACAACCGACCCCAGCAGGUUUACCACGAAAAUGAAGAUGGAUCCUGGCCAGUCGCGUUGGAUACCCUUCCCCCGCCGCCCAGCCAGUACGGACCAACUCCCCCCCAACAACAUUACCCUCGACCUCAGUACCAUCAGCCAGGUCCCCAAGCGCAGUUGAUCGCAGGCCACCAACCUCAGUACCCGCACCCGCCGGGUUCACAUAUCCUUCAUCCACUCGCUUCCCACCAGCAAUAUCCCCCUCCUCAACCAGCCCAGGUCCAAUAUCUUCAUCGCGGCCUUGCCUCAAAUAUGCCGGCGAACGGCCAUAUCCCACAAUUUAUGGACAUGAUACCUGGAAAUGGGAAUACUCUUCAUUCCAGUCUCGCCGCGAAUUUCCCGGCUAGCGUUCCGAACCUACGCCCCUCAGUCUUGGGGCAAGUAACCCCCGUUCCACCGCCCGCGACUGCCCCAGCAGCCCUUGAAUCGGCGCCCGUUAUCUCUGCCGCCCGGGCUCCUAACCAGUACUUGAAGGCGCACGCCAAACGCAAGGCCAACCGCACCGCGGAGGAAAAGAUUAAGCAAACGGCCGUCAAGUCGGCCACUGCUGUGAAAAAAGCCGCGCUGAAGCAGGCUCGGGGGGAGUUCCAAGAAGCCCAGUCAGUCGCAAAAAAACCGCGGCACAUGUGGUCGGACGCUUCAUCCCUUGAGCUCCUACACCUUUACAAGACCAUCAAAGAUGAGCAUACCGAACUCGACAAUAAAGUGGCGGGUUUUAUGAAAUUCGUCAAAUAUUUUGCGAGUCAAGAAUCCGAGAAGCAGCAUUUCCCGCUCCUUGCAUCUCUAACUCUGGAUCAGAUGACCUCUCGUUACAAGGCCAUCAUGGUAAUUUACCGGAAAGUCAAAGAUAUCAUUGAUCGUUCGGGCAGCGGCGGUUUACAUGUGGCCCUGGAAUCAGAAGGGCUCGCGGAAUCUUUGUGGGACUUUCUGCUGGAAAUGCACAGCGGUAAUCCAGCCGCCGACGGCUUUGGCCAAGGGGAAUUGGGCGACCUCCCGGCUGAGCCCAAUUCCGAGACCGGGGAUACCGACUGGGAUGAUGGCAAGGGAGCGCCCAUUGCAGAAUCGGAAGACGAGGUGGAUGUCUUGCCCCCGCCACCAGCUCCAAAGCGCAGGAAACAAGGCAAGAAAUUGCGGCCUUCGGACCAACUGACCGCCGCCGAGCAGGCGAUGGACUCGGCUACCAGUGAUGAUGACCUCCGGGAUCCCCCAACUGCUACUUCUAUGCCGAGGGCGGCGAGUACUACUGCAAAGCCCACAUCGACCCCAACCCCGGGCUUGAACCCUAGGAACGGCCGCCCUCCGGCUGAAGGGAUUAGCGUGCCGCGCCGCCGGGGCCGGAACGAGGAGGCCCCGAAAAAAACCGACCCCGAGGCGGCCGCCAUGAAGGCCAUGAUGCUCAAGUCUCAGGAAACCGCAAGCACCUGGAUGAACGAUGAACGGAUCCGAAUGGAGGCCGCGCGCUUAGAACAGAGGCAGGAGGCCAUGGAAGACCGGCGGGCCAUGGAUGAAAACCGAAGACAAGAUCGACGUGACGCCGAAGCGCGGGCAACUCACAUGGAGCAGGUCCGCCUCGAUGCAAUAGAAGAAGCAAAACUAGAUCGGAAGGCGGCCGCGGAUCUUGCGGAGGCCAAGGAACGUGCAGAGGCGGCAAAGGAACGUUCACGCGAGGCGGAGCGCAAGGCAGAUCGAGAGUUGGCCUUGCGGCUCGAGGAGUCCAAAGAACGUCAACGGGAGGCUGACCGCAAGGCCGAGCGAGAAGAUGCCAAACUGGAGCGUGCGGAGGACGCCCGGCGGUAG
This is a messenger RNA of Puccinia triticina, 1893 nucleotides long. RefSeq lists its product as uncharacterized. The record is from RefSeq and is a predicted model, not a curated record. Bases 1 to 1893 code for a protein of 630 amino acids. NCBI's taxonomy places the organism in Eukaryota, Fungi, Basidiomycota, Pucciniomycetes, Pucciniales, Pucciniaceae. The transcript has 4 exons.